UGCGGCCCGGGAACCCUGGGCUGCUGGCGCCUGCGCAGAGGCCUCUGUCUCAGGGAAAGGCUCAGGCAAAAGGCGGCUGAGAUUGGCAGAGUGAAAUAUUGCUGCCGGGGAAACGUAGCAGAGCACACGUCUCUCCCUUUGCGCCUGGGUGCUCCGUUUCUCCCAUCACCUACUUCCUGGUUGCAACCUCUCUCCCUCUGUGACUUUUGCACCGGGAGCUUCAGAUUCGCUACGCUGCAGCGCUGCAGUGGCACCCGGUGCACUGCAGAGACCCGACCCUCCUCGCUGCUUCCACUCGGAGGAGCUGCGGGCUGCUGGUUCUCCCUUGCAAAGCAGAGCUCCGCGGCUGUCUCCGCAUCUGACCUCUCUGCAGAGCUGCAGUCGGCCACCCCGAGAGCUUGCGGCUGAGGGAUACCCCGGAUCCUGAUUGAGAGUUUCAGGGUCCCUUCCCCGCUCUCAGCCAGUGCCUGCCCAGCAGGGAACAGCGGCAAGCGUAGUCUCCAGUUUGCUUGGAGUUCCGGUUUGAAUGACCGCUGUCGACCAGUGAAGACAUGACGACCCUGGACUCCAACAACAACACAGGUGGUGUCAUCACCUACAUCGGUUCCAGCAGCUCCUCCCCAAGCCGAACCAGCCCUGAGUCCCUGUACAGUGACAGCUCCAAUGGCAGCUUCCAGUCCCUGACCCAAGGCGGCCUCACCACCUACUUCCCACCCUCGCCCACCGGUUCCCUCACCCAGGACCCAGCUCGCUCCUUUGGAGGCAUCGCACCCAGCCUGAGCGAGGAUGGUUCCCCCUCUUCCUCCUCUUCCUCGUCUUCAUCCUCCUACAAUGGGAGCCCCUCGGGGAGUCUGCAAGUGGCCGUGGAGGACAGCAGCCGAGUGUCCCCCAGCAAGAGCACCAGCACCAUCACCAAACUCAACGGCAUGGUGCUCCUGUGUAAGGUGUGUGGGGAUGUAGCCUCCGGCUUCCACUAUGGUGUGCACGCCUGUGAGGGUUGCAAGGGCUUUUUCCGUCGCAGCAUUCAGCAGAACAUUCAGUACAAAAGGUGUCUGAAAAACGAGAACUGCUCCAUCAUCCGCAUCAACCGCAACCGCUGCCAGCAGUGUCGCUUCAAAAAGUGUCUCUCCGUGGGCAUGUCUCGAGACGCUGUGCGUUUUGGGCGUAUCCCCAAACGAGAGAAACAGCGCAUGCUGGCAGAGAUGCAGAGUGCCAUGAACCUAGCCAACAACCAGUUGAGCAGCCAGUGCCCGCUGGAGACCUCACCCCCCCAGCACCCCACCUCUGGCCCCCUGGGCCUCUCGCCAUCUCCUGCUGCGGCCCCCUCCCCCCUGGUGGGCUUCUCCCAGUUCCCACAGCAGCUGACACCGCCCAGAUCACCCAGCCCCGAGCCCACAGUGGAGGAUGUGAUAUCCCAGGUGGCCCGGGCCCAUCGAGAGAUCUUCACCUAUGCCCACGACAAGCUGGGAACCUCACCGGGGAACUUCAACACCAACCACGGGUUGGGUAGUCCAGCUACCACCCCACAGCGCUGGGAGAGUCAGUGCUGCCCUCCUGUCCCCAAUGACAACAAUGCCUCUGCCAUCCAGCAUCACAACGAGGCCCUAAAUGGUCUACGACAGCCGCCUUCCUCCUACCCUCCCACCUGGCCGUCCGGCUCUGCCCCUCACAACUGCCACCAGCCCAACAGCAACGGGCACCGACUCUGCCCCCCCAACAUGUUUGCAGCCCCAGAAGGGGAGGUUCCUGCCAGCAGUCCCCGACAAGAGGGCUCCAAGAACGUCCUGCUGGCGUGCCCCAUGAACAUGUACCCCCACGGUCGCAGCGGCCGGACCGUGCAAGAGAUCUGGGAGGAUUUCUCUAUGAGCUUCACGCCUGCUGUGCGAGAGGUAGUUGAGUUUGCCAAGCACAUCCCAGGCUUCCGUGACCUUUCUCAGCAUGACCAGGUUACCCUGCUGAAGGCUGGCACUUUCGAGGUGCUGAUGGUGCGUUUCGCGUCGCUCUUCAACGUGAAGGACCAGACCGUGAUGUUCCUGAGCCGCACCACCUACAGCCUGCAGGAGCUGGGCGCCAUGGGCAUGGGAGACCUGCUGAGUGCCAUGUUUGACUUCAGCGAGAAGCUCAACUCCCUGGCGCUCACCGAGGAGGAGCUGGGCCUCUUCACCGCUGUGGUGCUGGUCUCAGCAGACCGCUCGGGCAUGGAGGACUCCGCUUCGGUGGAGCACCUCCAGGAGACGCUGCUGCGGGCUCUUCGGGCUCUGGUGCUGAAGAACCGGCCCUCGGAGACGUCCCGCUUCACCAAGCUGCUGCUCAAGCUGCCGGACCUGCGGACCCUGAACAACAUGCAUUCCGAGAAGCUGCUGUCCUUCCGGGUGGACGCCCAGUGACCCGCCCGGCCGGCCUUCUGCCGCUGCCCCCUUGUACAGAAUCGAACUCUGCACUUCUCUCUCCUUUACGAGACGAAAAGGAAAAGCAAACCAGAAUCUUAUUUAUAUUGUUAUAAAAUAUUCCAAGAUGAGCCUCUGGCCCCCUGAGCCUUCUUGUAAAUACCUGCUCCCCUCCGCCCCCCAGGCCCCAGCUUCCCGGUCUCCCCUAUUUAAACGGCUCUGGCUCUCCCACCCGGUCCCUGGCCCUCCCCUCCAAUUUGCUCUGUUCCUGUCUCAAAUCCAAUAGUUCACAGCUGA
This is a messenger RNA of Cavia porcellus (domestic guinea pig), 2684 nucleotides long. It is a transcript of the gene Nr1d1, whose product is annotated as nuclear receptor subfamily 1 group D member 1. Lineage: Eukaryota; Metazoa; Chordata; Mammalia; Rodentia; Caviidae. The coding region runs from base 552 to 2387 and encodes 611 amino acids. Gene Ontology annotation, molecular function: zinc ion binding; nuclear receptor activity; RNA polymerase II cis-regulatory region sequence-specific DNA binding. The transcript is spliced from 8 exons. The record is from RefSeq and is a predicted model, not a curated record. Gene Ontology annotation, biological process: response to leptin; negative regulation of transcription by RNA polymerase II; cell differentiation.